Messenger RNA from Rhincodon typus (whale shark), 669 nucleotides. RefSeq lists its product as uncharacterized. The transcript is spliced from 5 exons. NCBI's taxonomy places the organism in Eukaryota, Metazoa, Chordata, Chondrichthyes, Orectolobiformes, Rhincodontidae. Gene Ontology annotation, biological process: tRNA methylthiolation. Gene Ontology annotation, cellular component: endoplasmic reticulum. Gene Ontology annotation, molecular function: 4 iron, 4 sulfur cluster binding; tRNA (N(6)-L-threonylcarbamoyladenosine(37)-C(2))-methylthiotransferase activity. The record is from RefSeq and is a predicted model, not a curated record. The coding region runs from base 1 to 669 and encodes 222 amino acids.
AUGACCGGCUAUGGGAAGGUCGGUGUCGUGCUUGCGCACAGACCAGAGGUGCUCUGCAAAGUGGUCAUUCAGUCUGCGUCUGGUUUCUCCAAUGGCUGCAAGGGUUCGGAAAGCAGCACGUGGUCGGUCGCGUUUGCAUUCUCGCUCAGGGUUAACCGGCUCACAUGUUCUAAGCGGGCCGCCGUCCGACAGGAAGAAGGGGAAAAAGAAUAUCAGAUCAUGCCGGCUGCUUGUGAUUCAUUAGUGGAAGACAUUGAAGAUAUUGUGUCAGCACAAGAUCCAAAACCUCAUGAUCAACAGUUUGCAAAACGGAACAUUAUCCCACAUGUUAGGAAGAGAAACAAACACAAGCAGGAUGAGGGGACAGAAGAUCUACAGGCUGACAGUGUUAUCCCUGGUGCACAGAAGAUCUGGGUGAAGACCUGGGGAUGUUCACAUAACAGUUCAGAUGGAGAAUAUAUGGCAGGCCAACUGGCUGUUUAUGGAUAUAAAAUUACAGACGGAGAGCAGUGUAGAUACACCGGGUUGUGGUCAGACGAGUCUGUCUGCUCAAAGAUAGAUUUUCUGUUUGUGUCUCGCAUGUUCUUGGUCAGCUCCAUUGACGUGAAGCUGGUGGUCUUCUCUGACCACCGCAUCCUGCUGGCUGACUGUCAUCUACGGGCUGGCUAG